CCUCAUCAUGGAUAUGGAACUGCAAACUCGUCUUAAAGCUUACCGAUUCAUUGCCUACUCGGCAGUUACACUUUCGGUUGCUGCAGUUUUUGGGAUCUGCUUCACCCUCCCACUCCUCCACAACUAUGUUGAGGGCAUGAAGAGCCACGUUGACAAAGAGCUUGCUCAAUGCAGACACACCACUGCUGAUAUCUUCUCCGAGAUGGCUCAUAUUAAGAAGGCUAAGAACGGAACCCGGUUCGCCAGACAAGCUGGAUAUGGAGGAGAUGCUGAGUACGAAGAUGACGCUGCUGUUGAGGUUGCCCCAUCCCGUGUCUCUGGAGGAUCUUGCCAAGGAUGCUGCCUUCCAGGACCACCAGGAACCCCUGGACCAGCUGGACGACCAGGAAAGCCAGGAAGACCAGGAGCAUGCGGAAACCACGGAAACCCAGGAAAGCCAACCGGACUACCAUGCGAUCCAGUCACCGUUCCACCAUGCAAACCAUGCCCACCAGGACCAGCCGGAGAGCCAGGACACGAUGGAGCUCCAGGAGCACCAGGAAAGCCAGGAGCCCCAGGAGUCGGAGGAGGAUCCGGAGCACCAGGAGCACCAGGACCAAAGGGAGCCCCAGGAGGCCCAGGACAGCCAGGAAGAGAUGGACAACCAGGACAAGCCGGUCAGCCAGGAUCCAGCUCUUCUGAGCCAGGACAGCCAGGACCAAACGGACAACCAGGACCACGUGGACCACCAGGACAAGCUGGAAGCCCAGGAGGCAACGGACAGCCAGGAGGCCCAGGACAACCAGGACAACGCGGAAGCGAUGGACAGCCAGGAAACGAUGGACAGCCAGGUGCCCCAGGGCAGCCAGGGCAAAGCGGUGGAUCCGGAGAAAAGGGAAUCUGUCCAAAGUAUUGCGCUAUCGAUGGAGGAGUCUUCUUCGAGGAUGGAACUCGUCGCAGACGUUAAGAAUUAGCAAUUUCGAAUUGAUCAUAGAAAUAAAGCAUUUUAUAGUC
Messenger RNA from Caenorhabditis elegans, 993 nucleotides. It is a transcript of the gene col-139, whose product is annotated as Nematode cuticle collagen N-terminal domain-containing protein. The transcript has 3 exons. The coding region runs from base 14 to 946 and encodes 310 amino acids. Lineage: Eukaryota; Metazoa; Nematoda; Chromadorea; Rhabditida; Rhabditidae. The record is from RefSeq and is marked reviewed. Gene Ontology annotation, molecular function: structural constituent of cuticle.